Molecule: messenger RNA, 771 nt
Organism: Peronospora farinosa
Lineage: Eukaryota; Oomycota; Peronosporomycetes; Peronosporales; Peronosporaceae
Source: the annotation of a GenBank genome assembly
AUGGGCAAGAAAUUAGGAGGUGCCAACACGAAAGUCGAAGCUGCUAAAGCCAAGAAAGCGGUCGUUAAGGCUACGAAAGAUGCUGCAAAAUCUACAGCAGACGCUGCUGCUGAAGCUGCAGAAUGGGCCAAGGGUUCGGACACACGCGCAGAGCGAAAGCGUCAAGAUGAAGAGCGAAAACGUGCAGAAUUGGAAGCUAAAAAGGCUGAAAAACAAAAGCUCUUGGCAAUGGAAGAACAUGCAUUGGAGGAAGACAAACACGCUAUUCGUAAGCAAAAGAAGAUGGUGAAACAGGUGGCAAAGCCGUGGGAAGAGGCACUGAAACCUACGGCCAAAAAAAACAAUCGUGGCUCGAAAAAGCAGUCGAGCUUUGGAGGAAGUACUGAGAAGCUUACACAGGCUGAGAUGGUGGCUCUGCGAGAGGCUGAAGAAACUCGAGUAGCUGGUAAACCAGGCAAAAAGACAAUCAAAUUUGAGAGCAAUUUCCAGGCCAAUCAGAACAGAAAUCAGGACGGACUGACGGAGGCCCGAAGUCUGGAUGCAGCGCUGGAUCUGCUGACGGUGGGUGACAAGGAGGUAGAGAAGCACCCAGAACGUCGAGCAAAGGCGGCUUACAAGGCUUUUGAGGAAGUCAUGAUGCCACAGCUCAAAGAGGAUUAUCCGGGCUUGAAACUAUCGCAGUAUAAGCAAAAACUCAGCGAACUGUGGCGCCGUUCUCCAGACAACCCGCUGAACCAGGAGAGUUUGGCUUACAAUGCCAAGAAACAGUAG